Messenger RNA from Poecilia reticulata (guppy), 1205 nucleotides. RefSeq names its product solute carrier family 7 member 11 (gene slc7a11). Gene Ontology annotation, molecular function: L-amino acid transmembrane transporter activity. The record is from RefSeq and is a predicted model, not a curated record. Gene Ontology annotation, biological process: amino acid transmembrane transport. NCBI's taxonomy places the organism in Eukaryota, Metazoa, Chordata, Actinopteri, Cyprinodontiformes, Poeciliidae. Gene Ontology annotation, cellular component: membrane.
AGCUGUCUGGAAUGCCCCUGGCUUUCUACUCUGGGAUGUAUGCAUAUGCUGGUUGGUUUUAUCUCAACUUUGUGACAGAGGAGGUUGACAACCCAGAGAAGACCGUUCCACUGGCCAUUUGUAUCUCCAUGGCAAUUGUGACCGCCUGCUAUGUGUUGACCAACGUUGCGUACUACACUGUGAUGUCAGCAGAGGAACUCCUAGCCUCAGAGGCUGUUGCUGUGACAUUUGCAGAGAGACUCUUAGGAAACUUCUCAGUUGUUGUCCCGGUGUUUGUGGCCUUGUCCUGUUUUGGUUCCAUGAACGGCGGCCACUUUGCUUUAUCAAGAAUGUUCUAUGUAGCUUCACGUGAAGGGCAGCUUCCUGAGGUCCUGUCUAUGAUCCAUGUCCGCAGACACACUCCACUGGCUGCUGUCCUUAUACUGUAUCCCAUGACCAUACUCCAGCUGUUUGUGGGGGACAUUUACAGCCUUCUUAACUUCAUGAGCUUUCUGCGGUGGCUGUUUAUUGGUGUGGUGGUUCUGGGUUUAAUCUACCUCCGAUAUACCAAACCAGAUCUCCCCCGACCCUUUAAGGUGCCGCUCUUCAUCCCUGUGGUGUUCUGUUUGACAUGUUUCUUCAUGGUCUUCCUGUCACUGUACUCAGACCCAUUUAACACAGGGAUUGGAUUCGCCAUGUCCCUCACUGGCAUCCCUGCCUACUACAUUUUUAUUUACUUCAGCAGACCAAGGUGGCUUCAAAAAGCUUUAGAUUCCUUCAACAGAACGAUGCAGAUCAUCCUGGAGGUAGUACCUGCUGACCAGUAAUAGUGGACAGUUUGGUUUCAGCUGAGGAAUGAUGAAAGACACGUCUUAUGUCAAAUAUGGCUGAGUUAAAAUCUUUGUAUAGAUGUUUGUUUUUACAUUUAUCAUUUUGUAUUUUGUGUUAUAUUUUAGUUUAGAGUAAAAAUUUGUCAGUAAUUAUGUGAUAUUAUAGGACCUUCCAUGCACURAAACACAAUAAUUGCUAAUGGGUUUUUUACAGUACUUCUUAGAAUGAUUUAUCUCAGAAAUUAGCAAUAUAAACUUUAAGUCUAAAUAACCACAUACUCAUAUUUUUAUUUAUUAGUUUUAUUGACAAUUUAUCAGAAAAUAAAUGUCUUAACAUGAAAAUUUUCUCCAAGCAAUUGGUCAUCAUAUCUCCCAAUAAAAGCGUAUGAACAUGCA